GGGCAUUGUGUUUUCCCCUGGAGCUCGGCCUCUCUGGCAUUAGCAGACCUAUCUGGCUCUUUAAGGAAGCUUGAACAAACAAGAGCACAUUAACUGCACGACCCACUUCACAGUAUCUAUGUGCUACAGCACAGCGUCUACCACCUCUUUAACAGAGGUAGGGUUAGUUCUGGUGUGUCCUAGGUUAACCAUUAAACUUAAGACAGUGAAGUUCUUCUGCUGACCUCCUCAAAUCACUGGACGCUGGGAGUUUAAGUCGAGCUUUUGCAGCCUGAGUUUAUUUAGCUUCUUCUUCUCUGGAAAAAUGUUGGAAAAGAUCUUCCUCCUGCUCUGUUUGGCACCUGCUUUGCCAGCACAAUUGUGUGGACCAAAUGCUCCAGAUGCCUACAAAGUUCGACUCAGCAUCAAAACUGCUCUCGGAAAAGAAGCUUAUGAGUGGGAUGAUAGUGAAAGGUUCUUUUUCCGAGCAAGUCUGGCUUACGCCAUGAGGAAUCACAUCCAAGGACAAAACUUUAGUGUGUCAAACAUCAUCGUGUGUGAUGAGACUCCAAGAGUGUCCUUUUGGUUCGUGGUAAUGUCACCAGUCGACAUGUCACUCAUUGAGAGAGGAGAGGUGGAGGAGGCCGUGAGAAAAUCUCGGAAUCGGAUCAACAGUGCCUUCCUGCUCUCUGACGAAACUCUGGAGUUUAUCGGCAUCCUUCCCACCCUGGCAGCCCCAGCUGUCCCUGACACCCCUCCAUGGCUCAUAGUGUUUGGAUUGGUGAUGGGUGUGAUCGUUGCCGGCUUCGUGGUUCUGCUCAUGUCCUCUGUGCUCCAGAAGAAACGGAAGAAGAAUAACGUAAUAGAUGAGGAAGAGAAUGAUGAAGAGAGACGGGUGAAAACAGCUGAAAAUGGCUCAGUCAAUGAGGGUGUUUGCAACACUGCUUUUACAGAAGAUGAAGGGUUCACGCAGAUGUAAAUCUAAGAAAAGUCUUCCGUGUAAGCAAUAAGUUAAAAAUUGCUAUGAAGCUGCUCUGUGUGGAGGUUGUUGCUCUUUAAUAUUAUUAGAAAUGUGCAAAAAUUAAUUUUGGUAUUGAUUUUGAAUAAUUUUCAUUGAUGUUGUCUGUAAAACAUUUAUGCACUGUCAUUACUACUUGAUGAAGAAACAAAUGCUGCAGUUUCUAAAUAUUAAUUAUUUAAUUUAUUGAAUAAAUGUUUGGGGUUGGAAAGGAUUUGUGUGCAGAUAUAUCACCACUAUAUAUGAUCUUUAAAAGAAAUCUGGUGACUACCAAACAUUUCUGCCAUGAUAGUGCAAACGUGUCUGAAAUGGAGUCAAACUGUGGUCAGUUUAAACUUUUAUAUUGUUGACUAACUCCAUGCUGCCUCCUACUGAUCUCAAGAGAUAAAGUAACAUAUCUUCUUUCUUUUUGAUGCUCUGAUGCUCCAAUUGUUUUUUAUUGAAUUCUGAACUGGCCUGCCUGUAGUCCAGUUCAGCAUCUGGACUUCUCUGCUGUGAAGCCAUGCUGAUGUGAUAGAUGCAGUAUGUGGUUUAGCAUUGUCUUGCUGAAAUCUGCAAGGCCUUCCCUGAAAGAGGCAAUGGUUGGGUGGGAGCAGAUGUUGCUCCUGUGCCUUUCCACAUGUGCAUGUUUCCUGUUCCAAUGAACACAAAUGCAUCCUCAUACAAUCCGAGAUGCAGGAUGUUGAACUGAGAACUGACAACAAGUCAGAUGGUCCCCCUCUGUAGUCUACUCUAGAAGAUGCAACAUGGUGAAAGAUGAAACAAGGUUUCCAAUAAGAAUUUUUAAAUUGAAAUUUUCCGAUCACAUAAGUUUCCACUUUGCCUCAAUAUAUUUUAAAUCAGUGUUGGACCAGAGAGGAUGGAGGUGUUUCUGGGUCAUAUUCAGAUGUCAUCUUCUUCACAUGGAAGAGCUUUAACCUGCAUUUGUGGAGCAAACUGUUCACAGACAGUGAUUUCUGGAAGGUUCCGGAGACCAUGCAGUGAUUUAAGUGACACAAUCAGGUCUGUUUAAAGCAGUGCUUUAAACAGACCACAGACAUCAAAUAUCUAUUUUCAACCUUCUCCCAUUUGCAUAGAGAUGCCUCUGGAUUCUUGGACUUCACAAGUCUUCAUGAUUUUAUAUUGAAGAACAUUAUUUCUGCAAUUUGUUGAGUUUUCAGCAGAUUGCUGAACCUAUAUCAUUUUUACUUCUGAGACUCUGCCUCUCUAAGGUGCUCCUUAUAUACUCAUGCUAGUUGCAAGAUGUUCCUCCAGCUGUUUCUUUUCAGUUCCAGACUGAUUCAUGUAUUUACUCACUGCUCCAACCUUCUUUUUGGAAUUGGGUUUGUAUGAGUAAGUUAAUUAGUAGCUUUGAUCAACAUCUCUGUUGUUUCUAGAUGCAGAAUUGACUGAAGGAAAAUUAACCCUAUUCAAAUAAAAGCAAUCUAAACCCUG
Molecule: messenger RNA, 2431 nt
Organism: Melanotaenia boesemani (Boeseman's rainbowfish)
Lineage: Eukaryota; Metazoa; Chordata; Actinopteri; Atheriniformes; Melanotaeniidae
Gene: cltrn
Product: collectrin, amino acid transport regulator
Exons: 6
Coding region: 305-958 (217 amino acids)
Source: RefSeq, a predicted model, not a curated record